This is a messenger RNA of Aspergillus nidulans FGSC A4, 750 nucleotides long. Its product is annotated as ubiquitin carboxyl-terminal hydrolase. Gene Ontology annotation, biological process: ubiquitin-dependent protein catabolic process. The coding region runs from base 1 to 750 and encodes 249 amino acids. The transcript has 2 exons. Lineage: Eukaryota; Fungi; Ascomycota; Eurotiomycetes; Eurotiales; Aspergillaceae. The record is from RefSeq and is a predicted model, not a curated record. Gene Ontology annotation, molecular function: cysteine-type deubiquitinase activity.
AUGUCUGACCCGGACGUUCCCGAAAGCAACAAAGCUUUCGUUCCUCUCGAAAACAACCCCGAAGUAAUGUCACACCUCGUUCAUCAGCUUGGUCUCUCUCCCUCCCUAGGCUUCACAGACGUCUUCUCCAUCGACGAGCCAGACCUUCUCGCGCUUGUGCCGCGCCCUUCCCAAGCUCUCCUCCUCGUAUUCCCUGUCUCAAAAAGCUACGAAUCCAGUCGUAUCGCCGAGGACAGCUCUCUCCCUGAGUACACGGGCUCCGGACCAAAUGAGCCCGUAAUGUGGUUCAAACAGACAAUUCGGAACGCGUGCGGGCUGAUUGGGCUCCUACACGCUGUGUCAAAUGGCGAGGCAAGGAAACAUAUUCUGCCAGGCUCAGAUCUUGAGAAUCUGCUAAAAGAGGCGGAGAAGCUAGAUCCGAUCAGACGGGCAGAUCUGCUGUACGAAAGUAAGGCGUUGGAGAGUGCACAUGCUGAUGCAGCGAAAUUGGGGGAUACCAAGGCGCCUGGGGCGGAAGAUGACGUGGAUCUGCAUUUUGUGGCAUUUGUAAAGGGGGAGGAUGGGAGGCUGUGGGAGCUUGAUGGGCGGAGGAGGGGCCCGUUGGAGAGGGGGGUACUUGGAGAUGAGGAGGAUGCCUUGAGUGAAAGGGCGUUAGAGUUAGGGGUCAGAAGGUUCUUGGAUGUUGAGGCUAAAGGAGGGAAUCCGGAUUUACGGUUCAGCCUUGUCAGCUUGGGGGCUGUCUUUGAUUGA